Messenger RNA from Ochlerotatus camptorhynchus, 1899 nucleotides. RefSeq lists its product as uncharacterized. Bases 130 to 1899 code for a protein of 589 amino acids. The transcript has a single exon. The record is from RefSeq and is a predicted model, not a curated record. NCBI's taxonomy places the organism in Eukaryota, Metazoa, Arthropoda, Insecta, Diptera, Culicidae.
GCUGAAAAUUUUGUUCUCGCAAUAAAACUAUUAGCAGAAAGUUGCAACUUCAAGGAGUUCAAGGAUGAAGCUGUUAGAGAUAGACUCAUUAUUGGUCUUCGUGAUAAAAAACUUCAGCGUAAAAUAUUGAUGGAAGACGAAAUAACGGUUGAAGCAGUAGAAAAGUUAAUCAUUAGCGAUGAAGUUGCAAGCCAGAGAACCAGAGAAAUUGUUGAUCCGAACGACACAGGAGCUAUUUUGUCGGUUAGGCACCGUUUAGGUCAAAGAAAUAAUCACCGCGUUUAUAGACGUUCAGAGCAGCGAAGCAGUAGAUUCCGUUCAAGAAGUAGAAGUCAGGAUCGUGAUGGAAGUCGAUCUGGAAGUGGGGACAGGAACAAUGCGUUCAAGCGAGGUAAACAUGACUGGAAUGGACACAGCAAUGCAGUUUGUAAUUAUUGCAAACGCAUAGGACAUAUUAGGAAAAAUUGUUGGUUUUUAAACAAAAAUUCGGUGAAAUUCGUAAAACAGGUAGACUCUACUGACGAAGUACCAUUUGACAAAUUCAACAGAAUAAGCAUAAACAACUCUAGUGACGAAUCAGAUAUUAAUUGCAUGAAAAUUGGAAGUAACAGCAACGUGAGCGAACCAUGUUUAGUAGAGGUCAUAAUUCAAGGUCGUAGGUUGAUGAUGGAAAUUGACACAGGGUCAGCAGUUGCUGUGAUCAGUAAGACGUUGUAUAGAAAACUUUUUGAUUCUGUUGUUUUGACAAAAUGUAACAAGAAAUUGGUGGUAGUUAACGGUUCUAAGCUUGCCGUUGCUGGACAGCUUCUGGUAAAGGUCAGUCUUAACGGACGUAGUAGUUUGGAAAAACUUGUAAUUUUGAAUACCGAAUCUGAUUUUACCCCUCUUUUGGGAAGAGACUGGAUGGAGAGCUUCUAUCCAGAAUGGAAGUUACACUUCCUGAACCCUGGAGUUAUUAACCAUUUGGGCUUUGACACAUUUCGUGAAAAUGCAAUAGUUAACAUAAAACAAAAAUAUUUUAAAGUAUUUAGUAAGGAUUUUUGCGAACCUAUUUCAGGGUUCAAGGCUGAUCUUACUUUCAAGUCAGAGCAACCAAUUUUUAAACGUGCAUACCAGGUACCAUACAAGCUAAAGGAGAAGUUUUUGAAUCAUCUGGACAUGCUUGAGCAACAAGGAGUUAUAACAGCUAUCAAGGCUAGUGAAUGGGCUUCGCCUGUUAUCGCAAUUUUGAAAAAAGACGGAGAUAUACGCAUGGUAAUUGACUGCAAAGUCUCUUUGAAUAAAGUUUUAAUUCCUGACACUUAUCCUCUUCCACUCGCUCAGGAUAUUUUUGCAUCGUUAGCAGGAUGCAAAGUAUUCUGUUCUUUGGAUCUAACAGGAGCAUAUACGCAGCUCGAGCUAUCGGAUCGUUCAAAGAAAUAUGUUGUAAUUAACACUGUUAAAGGUCUAUACACAUUUAAUCGUUUACCGCAAGGUGCGACAUCAAGUGCGGCUAUGUUCCAGCAAGUCAUGGACCAAGUUCUGAAAGGACUUGAAGGUGUCUGCUCUUAUCUCGAUGACGUCCUGGUUGCAGGUAAAACAAUAAAAGAAUGUUAUGACAAAUUAGUACAAGUACUUGAAAGGCUUGCUAAUGCAAAUGUUCGUGUUAAUUUCAAAAAGUGUAAAUUUUUCGUUGAAUCUCUACAGUAUUUAGGACAUAUGAUCACAAAAGAUGGUUUAUUGCCUUCUCGAGAAAAACUUUUAACAAUUGAAAAAGCUAAAACACCACAGAAUGAAAAUGAGUUGAAAGCUUAUCUUGGUCUUAUUAAUUAUUACAAUAAAUUCAUUCCAAAUAUGUCAUCUAAACUAAGGUGUCUAUACAAUCUUUUGAAGAAAAAUGCAUGUGACAGAAGCAUGUGA